AUGGCUAUAAUGGAAGAGAUAGUAAAGCAGGGGGAGGAGAGAAGGUCUUCCUUCAGCCCCAGGGCCCGCGAGGGGGAGGCCUUUUUCCUCUGCUGUCCGAGACUUGCGUCCUUCCGGGGCCGGGAGCUGCCCGAGUUGCGUUUGGUCCCGAGAUUGGACAGACAGGGAAGCUGGCUCAGCCUCUCUCUCCCUGGUUUUCUGUCUCCCUCGUUUUCUCUCUCCCUGGUUUCCUCUCUCCUCUUCCCUCCGCUCCUCUUCUCAGCGGGCACUUGCUCUCUCGCGUAUCUCCGAACCCGGCGGUUCGGAGCAAGGGCCGUCGAUACUUCUGGGGGAUUGGGAGGCUUCCAAGUGGUACCCCAAUCCUUCCUCUACAAGGAACCGUGUCUUUAUGAGCGGAGAGUGAUUUCGAUGGCCGAGGACCCUUGUCCUGCAUCCCGCGGAGCUGACCCAGGACCGCUGGGUGGGCGGCGCUCUAGCCCUGCACGCGCUGUCUCCCGAGCCUUCCAGGAGGAGGCUGGGGCACCACCCGCCGCUGGGAAAACUAUGGCUCCUGCCUUGUAUAGAGGAGAUCUUGGUCAGGUUGUGGUCCACGUAGAUCGUCCUGGGAUUCUGUUCCUCCAAGUGAAAGGAUGAAUUUUCAGUGGAAAUUUCAGCUAUUCUGGGCCCUACUUCGGUGAAGAUAUUUUGGGGAUGUUGAAGAAUGGGUGCUUCUUCCAUCACAUGAUGCAGGCUCCUUCUUUCUGUCUUCCAUC
Macaca mulatta (Rhesus monkey) is the source of this 752-nucleotide messenger RNA. The record is from RefSeq and is a predicted model, not a curated record. NCBI's taxonomy places the organism in Eukaryota, Metazoa, Chordata, Mammalia, Primates, Cercopithecidae.